Molecule: messenger RNA, 1386 nt
Organism: Eimeria acervulina
Lineage: Eukaryota; Apicomplexa; Conoidasida; Eucoccidiorida; Eimeriidae
Exons: 8
Coding region: 1-1386 (461 amino acids)
Source: RefSeq, a predicted model, not a curated record
AUGUUGCUGAUCGUCCGCACCGACCAGGUUGUAGCAGAUACAGCAGAGCCCACGACACAGUCUCUUCAAGGGAUGCAAACGAUGGCAACCAGUGACGACGCUGCUCCGUUGCAACACCGAAAGACUACACAAGAGCUUACUGAAGAAUUCAAAAACUUGAAUUGGGCAAAGGUUGACGAAUAUAACUCUUUUAAAGCGAAGUUAGUAGAACAGGCGUGCGCAGAAGAGCGCAUAAGGAGAAAAAACUGGCUGAGGAGCGAACUUGAGGCUCAACUUGAGGAGCAGCGGGAACAAGAACGCGCAAAGCAAAAGGCUGCAUAUGAAAAGAUGCAGCUUCAAAAAGAAGUCCUUGAUGCGCAGAUGCUGGAAAGGCAUAAACUUGAGGAAGAAUCCAAAGCCGAGCAGUUGCGGGAAAGCCGUGAAAUCCUUGAACAGGUGUCAAAGGACAUUGAAAUCGAGAGACGGAUGGCCUUGAGAGCAAAGCAGCAAAAGGCUCGUGCCAUGCAGGAAAUCUUGGAGGUGACAGCUGCGGAACGCCGACUAGCUGAAGCACGCGCGAAGAAGGAACAAGAGGAAGAUAUGCGUCUUCUGAAGCUGAACGUUCAGUUAGAGAAGGAGGCAGCCGAGCGUUCCAAGCAAGAGCGCCAGAUGCUACUCAGUUUGCAUCAAAGCCGUGCGGACAAAAUUGCCAUGCUUGCAACGGUUGACAAGGCAAGGCAAACUCUUUAUAGCAGGGCUUUUCACGUGAAUGAACGACAUGCAGUUGUUGUAAAAGAGUUGGCCACGCAGUAUGCACUGAAGCGGGAUGCUGCAGACCAAGCUCGAAAGGAAGCCAUGGAAAAGGAAGCUGCGGCCCGCAAGAAGGCGGAACAACUGAAGGUUCAUGAGUUUUUGAAGUUUCAACAAGAAGAAAAACAGCGGCAGAAGAGGAUGGAAAAGCAGGAGCGCUACGAAAUACAGAAACAACAGGAGCUCGAUGCAGAAGUGCGCGGUGUUUGCGCAACCACAGCGCAGCAAAACGCUUACCGAAGUUUCUUGCGCACUCAUUGUGGGACUAGCUGUGCGAACUUCAAUUACAUGCGCUUGACACUGCGUCGGGCUUACUUUCAGGAGUACAAACGGAAGCAGGAGGUGGAGCUUCGCAACAGAAGAGAACUUUGCAAGCGUCAGCAGGAUCUCCUGAUCCAGCAGAUGGAGGAGCGAAAGCACAACAAGGAUAUUUUGGUGUGCAGGAGACCAGUCGCGCGCAUGAUUACCACUGCAAAUGCAAAUGCUCUAGUUAGCCAGACGGAGAUGAAGCUAAAUCGGCGCCUUCUUGAGGAAGUCAACACCUAUCUGGCCAGCAAAGCACAGCCCCUCCAAGAUCAACCAAAUGCUAGCAUUUAA